UGUCAAUCAAAACUCGGCCUGGCCUGUUAACUGAAAAAACCAAAGCGUUAGGUGAAAAGCUACUUUCGAUGUUAGCGAAACCAUUUAACCUUAACCAAAAUGAAGGAUAGACUUAAAAUUGGUAACCGCGUAAGUUGCCUUAUAGAACAGGUUGCACCUAAUUACAUCGUUCUAUCUUUUCGGACAGCAGGGAAUAGCUACAAAGGCGUUUUAAUAAACGAAAACUGUUCAACUGUGAGAAGGAAAAUCCCAAAAGGCUUCUUCCCUGUAAAAGGCAUUCUUGAUCAACAAACAACCGACGAUUUCUGCAACGAAAUCACCAACCGUGAGUUAGACACAACCUCGAAGUCAACCCGGAGCAAAAAAUUAAAACAGUCGUGUAUAAUUUUAGACGAUUAUGAUUUAACUAAAGGUAUUGUCCCAGCUGAACAACCUGUUAACACUGUAGACAGUAUUGGUAAGUCGCCAAUCGAUUCCAUUCGUGGACUUGUUGAAAGCAUCGAUAGCGAUUUAUCUUUCCCUUCGUCGAAAGCUUUAUCACCUAGUAAAGACAAACCGACAUGCAUACCGUUAAGUACAAAACAAACGUUGGAUGUAAAAUCAGAAUUUGAACAGAAGUUAAAAGACAUGCGCAGUGAUUUACAAAAACGAAUGGCCGGCUUUUCAUUUCUUAAUGCAAGUUCACGACUUCUUAAGUCUCCUGUUAAAAUACUAAACAGAGUCUCUUCAUUUCAUCCAUCGUUUGAUGUAUUUCCAGCUGAAGAAGCUUUUCCGAGUAGUGAAAAGAAGCCCGAUAUAACUGGAGGGAAACAGGUGUUUGAAAGUAAUCCCGGGUUAAAUACGUCAUUGAACAUAAAUUCGAAUAAGCCAGUUGAAAAUUGUAGUCCAAAGCUAUUACCAAGUCGGAAUUCGAAGGGUAUGGGUAAUAAUAGCCCUAAAGUUGCUUCAAAUAGUAGCCCAAGGGGUAAUUCUAUACGUAAUUUAAAAAAAGUCAAAGAGAAACAGAAAAAGAUAACUGGAAAAGUAAACCGGCCCGAUGACGGUACUGAUACUGUAAAACGCGGUGGUAGAAAACGUAAGUACUUGGAAAUAAAAGAACAAGGCGAUGGAGUUAAUCAGGAGAAGAAUUAUGAUAAGGAAUGCUCUCCACCAUUGAAAAUGCGAAUAUCGGCGAAAGGUCUAGAAGGGGAAGACGAAUUGGACAACAAGGAAAGUUUGUUAAGACGAAAACGAAAGCGAACAAAAACUAAAUUUUCGCGAAAAAAACACCCGAGAAAAAAUUUGAAAAAUUCAGACACUAAAAAUCCUGACAGUGCGCCGCCUUGUAAUGCUGUUUUGAAUAAUACUAAACGUAUGCCGCAAGUGGUGAAGCCGAAACGAAUCGAUCCAAUCCAACUCGCGCUGAAAAAUAUAAAAAAAUACGAUAGGAUGCGUAAAAAUCGGAAUAAGAUUAACAUGCUUCAAAUGGGCAAAAUGCAACAGAAAACAUCGUUAAGACAAAAAAGAAACAAUCGACGAAACGCAAAUAAAACUUUAUUAGAUAAAACAGUCACCGAAGGCGAAACCAAAGAGGCGCGUGCGGAUGAAGAACAUCAAGACGUUCCUAUUAAAACUAAACGCGAAGCUGCUUCAAAAGUCAACAGGUGUAAAUUGGCCACGGAUGCUCAGAAACCACGAGUGAAAAACGCAGUAGAUUCGACGGACAACGUAAAAAGUUUGACGGACGAUACAGCAGGCGUAAGGGACGAUGAUAAACCGUUAAGUCGAUACAUGCGAAAAAAAAUACAGUUGCAGCAACGUAGUUUGCCGAAAAAAGACAUCUCGCAUUCCACACGCAGUAAAAAAGUAGAUCAAGUUAACCAUGGUGUUCCAGAAGAGACCAACAUCGAGAAAUCGGUCUCACUCGAGAAACCAGAGAAACCUUUACGGCGGCACAUGUUAAAGAAAACGCAACACGAAACAGAAAGAAAGGAGGCGUUGUCCACACACGCCAUGCGAAAAACAAAUCGGAAUACUUCGCAACCCGAGACAUUUAAAGAAGAAUUAGAUUCUUCUUCUCAACCAGAUCGAAAUACGAAUUUAUUAAAUGCCAUUCAGAACAUAGAGGAGGAACUUGUUGAACUGCACGAACAAGAGGGUUCCGCCCAUAGAUGUAAUUCAGCGAAAGCUUCACCACAAAAAAUAAGUGAAAACGUUAACGAGACUAUGAAACCCAAUGAUUUGGAAAGACCUUGGAGCCGUUAUAUGCUCAAAAAAAUGCAAAAGCAGAGCGUGAAACAUAGUACGGGUGAUGACUCGAUUCAAACAAAAGAUUUAAUAAGAGCGUCGCGUCGGUUUAAAUCGAUGAAAACACAGUUUAAAAUGGAAGAAAGUCCCAAAAAAUUGGAAGAACUUCAUAAAGGAAUGAUUGCAGGUUUUGAUUGUGAUUUAGUCGAGGCACCUACUGGGCAAAGUGCGAAAAAAAUAGAGUCUGUUAAGAACACCGGUAUCAGCAUUGUUGGCAACGCCUUAACCGAUAAUCUUACGGUAAACGAUAACCUAACUGAAAGAAAUCAGCUGUCAAAAUCGUGGGUCACAAUAAAAGAUUUCGAUGGCUUUGAUUUCGUUGAAACAAAAAAUGACAACUUUGCUUUGCCAAACGAUACUGAAAGCAACUCGUCCGCUGUAACGUCUUGUAAAGAAAGCUUAUUUCAGACCAGUUACAUCGAUCUACUCUGUCACGAACGAAGUUUACCAGAAGACAAAAACGUUAAAGUAAACGAAGCCAUGUCUGUUUGUAAACCGCGAAAAAACCGGAGAAAACCCAUGCAGGUGUUUAAAUCUUUGCCAAAUCCGGCUGAAGAAGAAAAAAAGCGAAAACAAGAGCAGAACGAGUUACAAGAAAGAUAUAAGCUUGAGAACAAUGCGAACGACACGCAUAACGUAGAUUGUUACGACCGCCUAUUAACCAAUCAGAAAUCUGUUGUUGAAAGUAAAGGACAUAACACUCGAUACCGCGGAACUAAGUCUGUGUUACCAGCAUUAAAUAUGUCUCCACGAAAAGUACGUAAACCGAAACAGCAAAAACAGACUAGCGAUAAUGUAGAAAACGCAAAACGCAUAAUUAGUGAUACCAUUAUGGAUAAUCAGCGUCAUCAAAGGAAUAUAUUUUCUAAAGAUGAAAUCGGUACGCCAGAAAGCAGUUUGCCGUCUUCUCCUUUAACUCCUCAAUCAUCUACAGAAGAUUUUAAUAGCAUAUUAGGCGUCAAACUCGGCUCUUCGACCACCUCUUCUGAAGAGAGUUCACUUAAAAACAUUAAAAAUAGCAAGUCAACAUGUAAUAUUGAUAAGUCACGGAACGAUCUUCUUGUUAAAAAAAGCAAGAAAAAAAAAUCCUCGCUAAUGGAAACUUUCAAAACAUUGAAACCUCUGACUCGUUGCACGAACGAAAUAAGAACUGACGAUAUUGUGUGGGGAAAAUGUCUGGGCUUCGGGUGGUGGCCAGGUCACGUGAUCUCGUUAGUUAAGCAUAAGGAAGAAACACCUGUGGAGGAGCGUGAAGCGCACGUAUCUUGGAUGGGCUCUAACACGAGAUCAGUAAUGCAAUUAAAAGACUUGGACUUAUUUCUGCCGCAAUUUCGAAAGCGUUUCGUCAGUGCUAAAAAGGGCAUGUAUUUCAAAGCAGUAUCGCAGGCUCAAAGCGCGUGCAAGAUAAAAUAUGGUGUUAUUAAUAUUUGAAAUCAACGACGUUUUAAGUCGGUUUAAUUUUUAUAUUGUUAAAAUAUUUUUUUAUUGUACGCCUCAAUAAGCUUCAUACCCUCCACCACAUCCGAUCUGGGAAGUAAAACGACUAAUUCUUGUAAUUUUUUUUUUGCAUUAAAAUACCUUAAUUAAAUAUAUAAUUAAGAAUCUGAAGCUGAAACUGGUUUUACCAUCCUGGAUAUAUGAAUAAAUUUUUUAUUAAAGAUUUUACGGUGAAAUUUCUGAAACUUUAAUGGUUAACAAGUUUUACGAACAAAAAAUGUCUUUAAAACAGAAGAAUAAUUAGCUUUUUAACCAACCAAUCUGUUGUUCCGUUCUGGUUUGUUCUAAAAUCUGACUUUUGAAUUUCUUUCAAUUAUAUUCCAGCCUCUGUGGUAUAAAAUAAAUAAACUUUCUUGAAAAAUUAUGAAUUGUUUCUUAGAAUUGACAAUAUCUUGAACAUUUCUAUCCGGGUUUUGUAUGUUAUACUCGUACUGUUCAGUUGAAUUAUCACCGUUAAAGUUUGUGUCGUAUGGCAGUGAAAACAAUAUAAUUUUAUACCUGUGAAAUAAAUUUCUCUGUUAAAUUGUAUUCGAUAUUGAGUAAUUUACCGAAUGUUUGAAAGCAUCUGUUGACUGUCAUCGAUACACUGAGUGAGAAUUCCUUUUUACCCUAAUGUACAGCUCUGUACUAUUGAAGAGAACAAAUACUAUGCAUGUUUUCUUGUUCGUGCCAUGUUAAGAGCAGAACAUGCAAUUCUGAAUUUAUUUUUAUUUUAAACAUCUUGCUUACUUUGACAGUUUGAUUUUUUCAUUACGUUUUGACUGUACAUAUUUUCUUGUUGUUGAUGAUAAAGAAUAAAUGUAAUAUUGAGAAGAGACUCAGCGAAUCAAAAUAAUUUUUGUUUAUAUC
Hydractinia symbiolongicarpus is the source of this 4632-nucleotide messenger RNA. RefSeq lists its product as uncharacterized. The transcript is spliced from 2 exons. Bases 100 to 3717 code for a protein of 1205 amino acids. NCBI's taxonomy places the organism in Eukaryota, Metazoa, Cnidaria, Hydrozoa, Anthoathecata, Hydractiniidae. Gene Ontology annotation, molecular function: chromatin binding. Gene Ontology annotation, cellular component: chromocenter; nucleus. The record is from RefSeq and is a predicted model, not a curated record.